Zophobas morio is the source of this 2159-nucleotide messenger RNA. Its product is annotated as centrosomal protein 43-like. The record is from RefSeq and is a predicted model, not a curated record. Gene Ontology annotation, cellular component: centrosome. The transcript is spliced from 4 exons. Lineage: Eukaryota; Metazoa; Arthropoda; Insecta; Coleoptera; Tenebrionidae. Gene Ontology annotation, biological process: microtubule anchoring. The coding region runs from base 894 to 2000 and encodes 368 amino acids.
AACCGCACUUACGUCGUCAAUUUCAAACUUCCCGCCCCGAAUUUUGACAUUUCGAACCCUUGACGCUUGUGCAAGCCGCUAACGACAAAUUUUAAUUGUUAAUAACAAAUAUUAUCGCUGAGCUUGUGCGUGCCCGAAGGCGCUACUUUUGAUGAGCUCCCGCCAAGAUUUACCAGAAAUUAGACGUUCCGUAAGCAGUAGUCAGUCCAAAUUUAAAAUGCAGACGAAAGUCCAGGAGAGUUCGUCGUCGCUGGUCGGAAAAUUCCAGCCCCAUCAGGAGGAACUUCAGCUGCUGGGGGAGCUGGCUGGCAUUCACAUGGACUCGAAAGUCUUUAGAAUUCUGGUGGAGUUCCUCAACAUGGGAGUAGACGCGAACACAAUUUUUGCCGUUUUGAAGAGCAUCAGACGACCGUCUACCAGACAAAGUCGCAGCUCUCUCUCGCACGUGUCGUCUCACUCAUAGAAUCUCCUCUUAACCUCACACAGUACUUAAUUAAUGUGAUGUAUUUUUAAGACUUGUUUUUAUUUUUAUAUUUUAUGAAAUCUCAGUUUAUAAUAAACUUUCUCAACUCGAAUUGUUUGGUGGUCACUGCUUCCCGGAGUGGGGAUGACAGGUGACAGGUGACAUAAUUGUUUUCAAGAUGAGGGUUGAAGGACGGUUAAAACGCAAAAUUUUGAUUUCGAUUUUUUUCUGUUUCUAAACCAGUUUUCGUUGUUUUCCCCAAUGAAACUUCCCAAUUUUGCUCACUCCGACCAGUGCUGUGACAACCGUUUCGCAAUAAAACUUGCAAGUAAACAAAUGACAAGAAGCUCAAUAAAAACAAACCCUCAUUAGUUUUAUCAGUUGCUGGCUCAACCAGAUUAGCGACGACAAUUUGCCGUAGUUUGCGAAAAUGUCCGUGGAAGAGGAAGUGGAACUGCGAGACCUCGUAGCCCAGACUUUGGAACUGAACGGCUGCCUCCCCAAAAUUAGGGCGCAACUCAGAGCCAGCCUUUUUCUCGCUUUGGAUGAAGACUCAAAGAUAAGUAAACAACAACCCCUCCUCAACACAAAAAUCAAACCAUAUCUAGAAUCUCCAGAAGGCCAAUUAAUGUUUUGUUUAGUUCGCGAGUUUCUUGAGUACUUUGACCUUGACUUUACUGCUUCUGUUUAUGAUCCUGAAUCAUACGUAGGAAGUUUCUACAAGUAUGAAGGCCGCCAGAAAGUCAUUGAUGAUUUGGGUCUGCAGUCUGAGGACCUCACGGGCCCCGUUUUGUUCCACAUAGUGAAAAUUGCUCAAUUAAAAUCAAAAACUCUGAAAAUUAAUUUAACUAAUAUUAACGGCGACCAGGAGUCCAAUCUGUCCAGUUCUGCAUCUUCAGUUCAAGAGCAAGUGAAUGGACACAGCGCGGAUAGUGACAGUCCCGUGAAAAACGACCUUAAUUCCACUUACGUGCUCAAAAAAGAAAAUGGAGAGGUUGAAGACAACCCUGUGUACUCCGCCCACGUGAAAAAGAACGAAAACGAUGACACCUUCAACGGUACAAGUUCCAUAGAAGAAGAGUCCGUCAGUGCUAACGGUGACGUCUCUCACAAAUCAACCAGUAAUGACGAGGAAGCGUCAACCACCCCCGAACAAGAAAGCAGUCCUGAAUCAAAAUCAAAAUCCGAAGACAAAACAAAGAAAUUAAAAAAACUCGAACUCCCUCCAUUGCAGCUAAGUAAACCCCGAGGCAGCGACUUAUUGCCAUCUCUGUACAAAAAAUCUAAAGAGUAUGACUUUGAAAUUAAGGAUGAUUAUGAAGAGGACUUCAUGUCUGGGAGUGAAAUUGAACUCUCUCAGAGUAGGAUUGAUUCCCCGAAGCCUCUCUUUGAGGAGCUACAACAGUGUUCAGAACACACAACGAACGGGACUAGCACCUCCAAGAAAAAAACUCCAGACAAUAAGUAUAGUAAUUCCACAAACAUUGAAACGAAUUUAAGUGUGGAUGAGACUUCAUCCCACAACUUGGACACUUAGUGUACUUAAAACUUGCUCACUUGUACUUACGUUUGCAUAACCCCUGCGUGGUUGUGGCUUUUUCUCACUAACUAGUUUCUUAUUUAGGUUAAGGUUUUGUACUUAAUUAAAAUGUGCCUUGCGAUUGUGAUUUGAUUAAAUAAAAAGAAUCAAAAUCGA